UCAGUUUAUUCCUCCUGAUACAAAGCUAGACCUUUUAUGUUUGCACCUCAAAGGCAACCACAAUAACUUAAAGCAUGAUAUUAUCUCUCCUGAAAUUGUGGUUUUGUUUUAACCAAAUAGGUUUCUAAUUUUUCAAGAUCACUGAGCUCAAUGGAUUAAAAAUAGUCUGCAGUCCUCUGCCUAAUUCUUAUAGUUCAUGUAAAUUUGAAUACUUAUAUGGGAGAGGGGUUUCCUCCUCCAUUUCUAGUUCAGAUAACCUAUUACUUUAGGAAACAUAAUUUUGCCGGCCUCUGAGAGUCCCAGUACAGGAAAGGGCAAAUCCUGUAUAUCUUUAAGUUAGGCUAGUAGCCUUCUUUUUCUCAGGUCUCUACUCUACUGGCUGCUGGCCUUCUGCUGCUGCUGCUAUUCCUCUCAUCAUUGAUAGUCAUUGACCCCUGCUGCUGUGUGGCCUAGUUUUCCUUUUUACCUGACAUGAAACAGCAUUUAUCAACAUUAUUCUAUAUCUCUUUCAGAGGAAUAACAAAAAGUGGCUUUACUUUUUACUUUCAAAACAGCUUGACGGGUUUCUCAGCUGGCUAACCUGGGGCUUUUCAGUUUAUCCCUUUUUAUUUUCGUUUUCACCAUGAGAAUCCCCUCCAGUCUCACAUUCUGGCAAGCUAGUGGAUGCCUUAAUUUACAGUCAAAUUUGCUUUUUUCUAUCUAUAGCUAGUUUACAAAUUUCAUCUUUGCAAAGCUUCUGUGUCAGAUAUGAGUCUGGGCUCCCAAGAACUACUGUUUCGGCCUACCCUUUUACAUCAUCACUGCUAAACAGAUUUUUUCCCCCCAAUAUAUGUAUUUCAACAUUCUCUUCAGCCAUAUUGGGUGGAAAGCGGGGUGGAAGCUAUUUCUAGCAACAGCUCUCAAUUAGUAAUAAUCUGUUUCUUAAAGCUGCAGCGGCGGAGUGGGGUCUCCGUUACAAUUUCGAGCAUCGGCGUUGAGCAAUCCUUGCCUCAAUGCGACUUUGGUAAUUUAUUCUCCUCAGUCUCUUCAAGUCAAUACAAGGACAAAACACCUACCUUUCAGGAAGGGGCAGUAUGAAGACCAAACAAGCCAACAGAUAUUAAAGAGUCAAGAAAAAGUAGCCCAUUAUAAUUAGUUACUACGAUUUUUAUGAUUAUGCCCAGGCCUAACGCCAGGUUUGCCCUAGAAAUCGACAACACGCAGGAGACAAACGCCGCCAUGCCUACACCGGUCUCAUGCCUCACGCCAAGCCCUUCCACGCAGCCCUCAGUGCGCACGCGCUUUCGCAUCUUCAAGUCCCGCAUGCGCCCGUUGUCAGAGGACUCAGGCACACAAGCUAGGGGCGCACGUGCACGAGAGUAUCGCGCAGGCUCUGAAGCCCUAGGAAGGCGAAACGGGCGUCGUGGUCCAAGUCGGCAAUGGCUGAGGCUUCCCGGUGGCACCUAGGCGGAACUCCGAAACAUAAACUGCGUUACAGAGAGGACGUAGAAAUUAGAACCACACUUCAGGAGUUGUUACUGUACUCUAUUUUUUUAAUAAACUUAUGUAUAUCUGGUGAAGAAAGAACCAACUUUAAGUCUAUUCGCAGCAUAACUGACUUUUGGAAGUUUAUGGAAGGACCCCUUUUGGAUGGUCUGUACUGGGACUCAUGGUACAAUAAUGAGAAUCUGUAUGAUUUAAAGAAGAGCAGUCGCAUCUACUAUGAGAACAUACUUUUAGGACUCCCCAGAGUCCGUCAACUAAAAGUCCGCAAUGGCACAUGCAAGGUCCAUGCAUUCUUUCGGUCUUUGAUGGAUGAAUGUUAUGACAAAUACACUUCUAAAAAUGAAGAUAUGGCUGAUUUUGGCCUUAAACAGCAUACUGAAUGGAAGUACUCUUCUCCUCAUACGAACUCCCCUUGGCACUGGGGAUUUGUUGGUGUUUACCGAGAUGGGGGGUAUAUUUUCACUUUAUCAAAAUCAAAAUCUGAAACCCUAAACAAGUUCAUUAACCUCCGAAUGAACAGCUGGAUCACAAGAGGGACUAGAGUUAUUUUUAUUGAUUUUUCAGUAUACAAUGCUAAUGUAAAUCUAUUUUGCAUUAUCAGAUUGGUGGCAGAAUUCCCUGCAACUGGAGGAAUACUUACUUCAUGGCAGUUUUACUCUGUGAAGCUCCUCAGAUACGUUAGCUUCUAUGAUUAUUUUAUUGCUUCCUGUGAAAUUAUAUUUUGUAUUUUUAUUAUUGUCUUCACAAUUCAAGAAAUCAAAAAACUGAAAGAAUUUAAAUUUGCCUAUUUCAAAAGUAUUUGGAACUGGCUAGAAUUAUUACUUUUGGUGUUAUGUUUUUUGACUGUUUUCUUCAGCUUAUACUCUAAUAUGAAAAUUUAUCGCAUGCUUGGACAACUGUUAAGAAAUACUGAAAAAUAUUCAGACUUCUAUUUUCUUGCAUACUGGCACAUUUAUUACAAUAACAUAAUUGCCAUAACCAUCUUCUUUGCAUGGAUAAAGAUAUUCAAAUUCAUAAGCUUUAAUAAGACAAUGUCUCAGCUGUCAUCAACCUUGUCACGAUGUAUCAAAGACAUAAUAGGAUUUGCUAUCAUGUUUUUUAUAAUAUUCUUUGCUUAUGCUCAGUUAGGAUUUCUUGUUUUUGGAUCACAGGUUGACGACUUUUCCACUUUUCAAAAUGCCAUAUUCACGCAAUUUCGUAUCAUUCUUGGAGAUUUUAAUUUUGCUGGCAUUCAGCAAGCCAAUCGUAUCUUGGGACCCAUUUACUUCAUCACUUUCAUCUUUUUCGUGUUCUUUGUCCUGCUGAACAUGUUCUUGGCAAUAAUUAAUGAUACCUAUUCUGAAGUGAAAGCAGACUAUUCAAUAGGCAGAAGGCCAGAUUUUCAACUUGGUAAAAUGAUUAAAAAGAGUUACAACAAUGCUCUCGAAAAACUCAAACUAAAAAAACCUGGAACAGAUGAAGACAAGGAACGUACGGAAAACAAAGAUUUGGCUGAAAAAGCCAGAAGAGAAGGUUUUGAUGAAAAAGAGAUUCAAAGUGCAGAGCAGAUGAAAAAAUGGAAAGAGAGGCUUGAGAAAAAGUAUUAUUCUACAGAAAUUCAAGAUGACUACCAGACUGUCACUCAACAAGAAUUCCGAGACCUCUUUUUAUAUGCUGUGGAGCUGGAGAAAGAAUUACACUAUGUCAGUUUAAAACUAAACCGAGUGAUGAGGAAGGUUUCAGCUCUACAAUACUGA
Molecule: messenger RNA, 3221 nt
Organism: Budorcas taxicolor (takin)
Lineage: Eukaryota; Metazoa; Chordata; Mammalia; Artiodactyla; Bovidae
Gene: PKD2L2
Product: polycystin 2 like 2, transient receptor potential cation channel
Exons: 14
Coding region: 1419-3221 (600 amino acids)
Biological process (GO): detection of mechanical stimulus
Cellular component (GO): membrane
Molecular function (GO): calcium ion binding; calcium channel activity
Source: RefSeq, a predicted model, not a curated record